This is a messenger RNA of Musa acuminata AAA Group (dessert banana), 643 nucleotides long. RefSeq lists its product as uncharacterized. Lineage: Eukaryota; Viridiplantae; Streptophyta; Magnoliopsida; Zingiberales; Musaceae. The coding region runs from base 131 to 355 and encodes 74 amino acids. The record is from RefSeq and is a predicted model, not a curated record. The transcript is spliced from 4 exons.
CUCCCCUCGGCGGUAUCGACGACGUCAUAAACCGCGGUUCGUUCCCCUUUCGUAGUCGCAGGAGAAACAGAAGCAGAUCCCCGGGAAAGGGGACGGCGGGGAAGGGAGAGAGGAAGACGUGCGACGAGCGAUGCGGCUGUGUUCGUGCUUCGGCCCUUCGAAGGCCGAGAGGCGGGAGGCCGAUCGGCUCGAGGCGGAAGAAGCCCGCGCCAGAGCCGCCGAAGCCGCUCAGAAGAGGCAGGAGCAAUUUGACAAAUCGGCCGCCGGGAGGGCAGCUCGAGCGCAGAUAGCGGCAACAAAGAAAUCCAGCGAGCCGAGCAAAGGAGAACCUGUUCUCAAGUGGCAGAUGGGAUGAUCACUCUCUUUUUGUGGAUAAUUAACAGCAAAGUCGUAAAGUAAGUAAGGAAUGGAGUGGUGGAAACGUGCGUCUUCUUAGUUCAGAAUAAAGGUCUUGAGGAUAAAUUCACUUCACAGAUCUCGUUCGGAUAAGUGUAUGGCUUUUCCAUCUGUACUUAUUAGAAACCAUGUGUUUGUUUCCUCUUUUUGUUCUCGGAAGCCAUGAACUUUCCAACCAGUUGUUAAUAGUAUUUUCGAUGCCUUGGCGUAAAUAUUCAUGAAAAAUCAAGAAUGGGUUUGUUUUUCA